Messenger RNA from Dalotia coriaria, 1410 nucleotides. It is a transcript of the gene ATPsyngamma, whose product is annotated as ATP synthase, gamma subunit. The coding region runs from base 166 to 1053 and encodes 295 amino acids. NCBI's taxonomy places the organism in Eukaryota, Metazoa, Arthropoda, Insecta, Coleoptera, Staphylinidae. Gene Ontology annotation, biological process: proton motive force-driven ATP synthesis. Gene Ontology annotation, molecular function: proton-transporting ATP synthase activity, rotational mechanism. The transcript has 4 exons. The record is from RefSeq and is a predicted model, not a curated record.
CCCACAAAUUAAUACAUAUAAAGCUAAGAGUUACAACAACGCCUGUUCAAUGAUUUGCUGUCAAAAACAAGGUUUAGGAAGGUCGAAUAAAAGACAUUUCAGCUGUCAGGACUAGCACGGCGGCUGCUUUCGUUCAUCUGUGGCAGUGAAGAAGAAAAACGCAAAAUGUUGGGCAGAUUCGGCAACUUCACGCCAAUGCUGGUGCAAAAUGUCCAGCAAGGCCAACAGCAGCGCGGUAUGGCCACGCUGAAAGCCAUCUCCAUCCGCCUGAAGUCUGUCAAGAAUAUUCAGAAGAUUACACAGUCCAUGAAGAUGGUGUCAGCCGCGAAAUAUUCGCGUGCGGAGAGGGAUCUGCGUCAGGCGCGUCCCAUCGGUGAGGGUUCUCAGCUUUUCUAUCAAAGAGCUGAGAUUGCUCCUCCUGAGGAUGCCAAAGCAAAACUGGUUGUCGCCAUCACCUCCGACAGAGGUUUGUGUGGUGCUUGCCACACCAGCGUCGCGCGUCAAAUUCGCACAGACCUGAGCCAACCUGGAGCAGAAAACAUUAAGGUCAUCUGCGUCGGCGACAAGUCUCGUGGUAUUCUUCGCCGUCUGUACGGAAAGCACAUCAUCAUGGCCGCCAACGAAAUCGGCCGCCUUCCGCCGACAUUCACCGACGCAUCUAAACUCACUGCCGGCAUUUUGAGCUGCGGUUAUGAUUUCGCAUCCGGCAAAAUCAUCUACAACAAGUUCAAGUCGGUCGUUUCGUACACCACCACUGAAAUUCCAAUUUUCAGCCUGUCUGCUGUUCAGUCUGCACCGAAAUUGGCGAUUUACGACUCUCUGGACGAUGAAGUUAUCCAAUCGUAUUUGGAAUUCUCAUUGGCGUCGAUGAUCUACUACGCUAUGAAGGAAGGCGCAUGCUCCGAGCAAUCUUCUCGUAUGACUGCCAUGGACAACGCCAGCAAGAACGCCGAAGAGAUGAUUGGCAAACUUACGUUGACAUUCAACCGAACUCGUCAAGCCGUCAUCACCCGCGAGUUGAUUGAAAUCAUCUCCGGUGCAUCGGCUUUGUAAACCAACAACACAAAACGAACCCACAAACAACAACAACAAGUUUAAACAAUGCAAUGCAACCUGUUCCAUCAUAAGUUUUUAAAUAAUUAAUUAAGUACUAUUCGAUUCAAUUGUUUUCUUUGCUAUGCAUUGUUUAGAUGGUUAGAUAUUUCCGACGUUGAAAUUACAAUAUGCAAUGUGUAAUCGUGCUAAUCAAAUGCGAGAAUCGCGCUGCUGAAUUCCCAAAGUCACUGGUUUUGCUGCCCACCAGAUCUAACAACUACAAUCAUGCGGACGAUCACGACCAUUCGAUUAAUAACCGUUACAUGCUGCCAUUUUGUUUUGUUUAUUUGAUGAAAACAUUUGUGAACACCGAAA